AUGAGAGAUAGCUUUGUAUUUGAUAAUAAAUUAAAAAUAAUCGAUUAAAGAUGCUGCGUUUGUGGUAGGGAAGAUCAUUUGUAAAAUCGUUGUAAUCUAGUACAUUACGUCCCUGAUCAAGAGAGAGUUAUUUUGAAAGAAAAUUUCUCGACUAAGCAAUUAAGAGUAGCAAAGGUUAGGUAGAAAGAUGAAAAAUUCAAUUCCUUAAAGAAUAUUAAUCUUGUAAUAGAAUAGCAAGAUGCUUACUUUAGUAGUGAAUAAAAUCAAUAAUUUGUAUAAAUUAACUACUAAUUCUUAUUUGAUGAACCUAGUCUAACAGAAGAAAAUGUCAAUAUGUCGCUAACUUAGAACACUAGUAAUUUAGGUGGUCAAAAUCAGAUUAAUCAAAAUACAAAUGGUUAUAAUAAUAACUAUAAUAAUAAUUAUAUGUAUAGUGUUAGAGAGAAGUAAGCAACUAUUUUACCAAAUAUAUAAAAACACGUAUCUAAUAUUUAUACCUCAGGUGGUUCAGCUUUAGGAGAUUAUAAUCAUAGAAACGAUAUAAGUAGGAAUGAUGCUUCUGAUGUAGAAAGUCCUCGAAGCAAUGAUAAAGGAUAAUUUACAUACAUCUAGCAAUAAACUCCUAAUAUUUUUUCUACUUAAAAUACCAAUAGUAAUCUUUACAAUAAUCUUUAGAAUACUAAAAUUCCUUAGAAUAGAUUUGGAUAGGCUAGUGGAUAUUAGCCCAAUAAUAAUUUGUUGAGUGUGAAUGCAUAAGGAUUGUAAGGUUUAAAAAAGAAACCAGCCUGA
Tetrahymena thermophila SB210 is the source of this 789-nucleotide messenger RNA. Its product is annotated as cation channel family protein. The transcript has a single exon. NCBI's taxonomy places the organism in Eukaryota, Ciliophora, Oligohymenophorea, Hymenostomatida, Tetrahymenidae. The record is from RefSeq and is a predicted model, not a curated record.